Molecule: messenger RNA, 7262 nt
Organism: Peromyscus leucopus (white-footed mouse)
Lineage: Eukaryota; Metazoa; Chordata; Mammalia; Rodentia; Cricetidae
Gene: Dab1
Product: DAB adaptor protein 1
Exons: 17
Coding region: 5217-6983 (588 amino acids)
Biological process (GO): ventral spinal cord development; lateral motor column neuron migration
Source: RefSeq, a predicted model, not a curated record
UCUUCUCAAAUACAGAUUUUGAGCAUGACAAGAAUUUCUCUAAAAGGCUUAAUAUAGAGGCUUAAUGUACCUUCUGUAUUAACCUUUGAGAUUUUAUUCAUUCUAUACUAGUAUCUUUCGAGUAUAUGAUGCCUCUGACAUGCAGGGCAGGUUUUCCUACUAAUCAUUUUUUAAGUUAUAUGAAUUUGGAACUUUAUAUGUAUAUUAACAUUUGCAUAAUCUUGGCAUAUGUAAGUGCUACUGACCACUUAAUAAAUAGUAAGUAUUCCAAAGCUAAGCAAAUGAUUCCAUUUACAAUAGCAUAAAAAAAGAGGAGAAUGUUUAGGAGGAGUAAUUUUAACCAAGGAGAUGAAUAAUUUUUACUCUGAAUUCAUAAGACAGCAAGUAAAACUAUUAAAGAUCACAAACAAAAGGAAACACAGCCCAAGUGGGAGAAUUAAUAUCAGUGUCCCUACCUACCCAAAGUAGUCUUCAGAUCCAGUACAUUACUACCAAAGUUCUAGUGACAUUUUUGUAAAACAAAAAAUUUAUCAAAAAUCCUAAAAUUCUAUGGAACCACAAAAGACCCUGAUAAACUGAAACCUAAGCCAACCAUACCUGUUUUCAAAGCAUAUUUUAGAGAUAUGGUAAUCAAAACAAUAUGAUACUGUCAUCAGAACUGAUAGAUUAGGCCAACAGAACAAACUAGAGCUAGCCUAGAGACAAAUGACCACAUACCAAGACUACACAGGAGAAAGGACGUGCAGUAAAUGGUGCUGGGAAAACUAUCCCCUUACAAGGAAGAGGAAAUCAACCUCUUCUUACACUUUAUACAAAACCAAUUCAAAUUGGAUUAAAAACUUACGUGUAAGAUCUGCACCACAAGAACUCUAGACCAAAACAUCUGGCUAAGUCUUUUUGACAUUUGGUCUUGACAAUGAUAAAAACAAACAACCAAACCAAACCAAACCGAACAAAAUAAAAAGAAUCUGAUACCAAAGGCAUAGGCAACAAAAGACAUAAACGAAGUGGGCUGCAUCCAAUUUGAAAGCUUUUCCAAUGCCACAGAAACCAUCAGUGGCUUAGAAAGGUAGGGAAAGGCAGCUUUGAGAGUGGGAGAAACCUUUUCAGAUGUUGUGUUUGAUUAGUGGUUAGUACCCACGACAUAAGAACUCAGAGAACUUACUUGCAAAGCAUGAUCAGCUUGGUCACAAGAUGGCAAAGGACCCGAACAUAUGUUUUCCUCCACAAGAAGACAUGGAUGACAACAGGUGUAUGAAAAGUUCCCAGAUCUGAAUCAAACACACAAAGAUGUAGAACUGCAUACCUCCUGCAAUGAUUGGUAUAUAAAAAAAAGGCAGCUUGGAACAAUUAUUAGUAAAGAUGUGGAUAAGAAAGAACCCCUCCCUGUGCAUUGCUGGUGGGAUUGGGAGUUGUUACACCUGUUUUGGAAAACAGUAAGGAGGUUCUUCAAAAAUCGAAAGUAGAGCUCCUUUCUAGGUAUGUAUCUCCAGGAAAGGGACUGAUUUUCUCAGAGAGAUAAUCUGAACUUCCUUGUUUGUUAUAGCAAAUUCAUAAUAAAAUCAAUGUAAUGCUUGUGUUGACAGAGAUAUGGUUUAAGAAAAUGUGGUGUGUGUGGCUUCCACAAUGGAACAUUAUUAAGCCUUAAAAAGAAGGAAAGCCUGGCAUUUGUGACAACAUGGUCAAUGCUCAAUUUCACUAUUCUACAAGAAAUAAGCCAUGUACAGAAAGAUAUACAGCAUGAUUUCAUAUACAUGGAAUCUAAACAAGACGAAGCCAUAAAAUCAGAGUAGCAUGGGGGUGUUCAUGAGUUACAGGGUAAGACAAAUGUGGAGAUUGCUGUCAAGGGUAUUAACCUUUGUUAUAAGUUCUGGAGGUCUUGAGUACCACAAGGUGAGGUCAGUACAUUUAAUAAUAAUCUACUAUGCACUUGACAUUUUUUUAGGGACUAGAUCUUCAGUGAACUUAUCACACAUGCAAAAAAAAGUAACUAUGUGAGGUAAUGAAUAUGUUAAUUAUCUCAAUGGUGCUAAUCAUUUCACAAUGUGAACAUAUGUCAAAACAUCGUAUUGUGCACCUUAAAUAUAUACACUACCGACUUGUCAACCAUCCAACAAUAAAGAUGUAAGAAAAGACCUCCAAAAUUAGAGCCCAUUGCAUACCAUCCAACAAGACAUAUACUUGGAAAAUUGUAGGAAUAAACAGGGUUUUGAAAGUACACAAUUUACAAGGGCAUCACAAAGGCUCUGCAUUAUUUUCUUUAGGGCAGUGGUUAUCACCCACAGGAUUUAUGACAUGUGACCACAGGUCUUGUUCCCAGUCAUGGGUCAGUUGUCUUAACCGACUCUCUGAGGGCUUGUCAAUCACAUGAGCAGGGAUGACUUAUGAAGCUCAGUAGCUCACCUCUUUGCCCUUCUUUGUGCAACUCAUUUCACAUCUCUGUCCAGUGGACUGAGCCUUUUACACAGACCUCGAUGUGCAGAAUGGGCCCUGCCAAUGUUUGAUGAAUCAAAAUGAACUAUUUGGGAGAUAUUCUGGGAAGAGAACUGAUGUCUCCAGGGCAGUUGUCCUUCUGCCUAUAUCUCAUUGAAGGCUCAUUGAGUGAAGUGUUCACUAUCACUGGAAUGCUGAAAAUAUAGACACACAGAGAGAGGGCCUGCCAGAGGUGAAGAAGUCCUAUCAGAUUUCAAAGUCCAUGUUGUAAAGGUUGUAUGAGAAAUAUCUCAAACUGCCUGUAGUGGAAUAAGUAAUAUAUACAGCUUCACUAUUCUUAUUACUUUGCUGUGUCUCAGAGUAGAUGAUGAAAGCACAUUUAUUGAUUUUUUUCUUUAUGCCAUACUUAAUACAAAUUACACUGGUAUUUUCAAAAGAACAGCAGUAAAGCCCCACACCUUAUCUUUCAGAUGAGCUAUUUCUUGACAUUUAGUGAAGUGACAAAAUGUUCUUUAAGAUUUCGUUCAGAUUAACCAGGAAGGCCCUGAGGACUACAGUGGGCAGCUUGUGCCUAUACAUCACAUUUUCUUCCAGGCUUGCGAUAGGAACAGCUGCGGCUUGUUGCCCCCACUGGAUUUCAUGGGAAUCUGCCCAGUUUCCAUGGUGGACUUUGUCCAACACUGAAGAGAGAUAGAGUUUUACAUUCUAUUACAUUGUAUGGCUUGGCCAACUCACUUUCCCAGUUCCUUCUGACGUCUGUAGCCACCAUGCCAGGUAAAAACAGGAGGCAGGGGGCAGGUACAGUCGGACCUUAGAUAUGGGCUCUUAAAAUGCAUAUCAACGCAAUGGAAAUUUCAAAGCUGUCCUUAUAACCUAGAGGAUUUGAGACUUUUGUGUUGGUCUUAUUGUUUUGUUUUGCAGUCUCUAGAAAGUCGAACUUACGCUGCAUCAUCCAAGGUUUGGCCUUCUCCAGCCCUUAGAAAUGACCAACACUCAUGUACACUCUUCCCUAUUUUCCCACGACUUCUCACAUUUCUCUUUCUUUUCAUGGUGUGGCAUUCAUAGUCCAGGGACUUGUCUUCACGGAUAGUGAAAGUGAAAUGUUUUCUUGAUCGCAGUGGAGGAGUUCCCUAGCCAGUCUCAACUCCGCUCAGGGUGUAGAACAAUAGCUGGUAUCCAGCUCCUCCCACUUUCUGGAACUUUUGUAAAAGUUGGAGAGAAUCCGGUGGGGACUCCGUGGUCACCCCAGGAGAUUGUCAGCCACCCCAGAGUUAGAUGGAACCAUCAAGAAUGGAACCUCUCUGCCAAACUGGGGGGCAUUUUCUCUGAUCAGCUCUUCUCCGUGGAGUGUAUCCUGCCAAUGACCUCAGGAAUUUUUUCUUGUCUCUAUGUAAAUUGCUAUCUUUUCAGAGGUGCCUGACAGCCAAGUAUGCAGGGCCUCCAUUUGUACAGAAGCUGUUAUUAUGGGAUAAGUGUAAUGGCUCGUGAAUUUUGUGGAGGAAGGGAGGGUCUCCAGAUGACUUUGUACGAACCAGCCACGGACCUAUUGACUCCACAAGCAGCGCAUUAGGCUAAAUAUUUUUAGCCCAUUGACUCUAGAGGUAAUAACCCUAAAUGCAUCAUUAAAUUUUCAUGGGUGAGUAACAGAAGCUACCAGAAAAAAAAAUCCCCCCAAAACAAGCCACCACAUUAACUUUAUUAUCACCCAGCUGGAGGGCAGGAGUGUGGCCCCUCAAAAGAAGAGCAAACUUUAAAAGCAAGUGUUGCCUCCUCUUCCUUUGCUCUUGGGCACCCGGCUCCUAGGGGGCAGCAGGAGAUUUUCGCACUACACCCUUCCACCUAGCAUUCAAGCCUCUGGAGACAAGUAUGCCACACUGGCCUUGACAAAGCUGAAUCCAAUCUCAAGGUGGAAAAAUUUCCGACUAAUCCAAUUAUUUUUUGCCACUCGGUGUUUCUGAGAUCUUUGUAAGAUAGGACCUGAAGAGCCUUCUUUGGCACAACAGGUUCUAAUUUGCAGGACGGUCCAGGGCCCUGCAUUCUAAGAAUGGAGUAGGGAAAAACAAGUUAACUGGGGCCCGUGUGCCCUCAGGGGCACAGAAAGCUGCCUAGAGCUGAGGAAAUCAUGACAGGUGCAAGACAAUAUAGCCCUGGAAAUGUCAAUAAAAGGUGGGUGAAGCCGGCCCCGGUGGCUGGGAGAGAGCGCCCCCUUCUGUCAAGGGGCGCGGGGCAAGAAGCUCGCACAGCCUCCACUUGGCUCGGCGCCCUCUCUACUUGUGUGCAGGGAGGCUUGGCUAAAAGCAGACGCUGGAGAAACGCAGGAGUCCGGGCGGGAGCUGCGGAGGCUACUGAGGAGCGUGGUCCGCUCUCAGCGCGCCCCCCUCCGCGGAGAACGGCAGGGCGGGGACCCCAGGCUCUCGGCUCCGCUCGGUCUCCACUCCCGGGAUGGAGGACGAGCGCAGGGGCUGGAGAAGCGCGACCGCAAGCCGCGGCGCCCCCGCUCGCCCGCUCGCUGGCUCUUCCUCUUCGUUGUCGCCGCGGCGACUCGGCUGAGCUAUCGGAGUGCGCUCGGGCGGCGCACAGAGCGCCCCGGCGGGAGAAGGAGCCGGAGUGGACCGGCGCGGAACGCGCUGUUGGCCGGGAGCUAGCAGCACUCCGCAAGAGUGAAUGACAUGCACAGCGCGGGGUGUCCUUUCUGAAGGGAGGAGCCUUUCUCUUGGAGAGGAUCCUCGAUGAGCCUGGCCAAGGCCCGGGGUCUGUGUGAAGAGGACUAAGGAUUAAGUAGGAUGUCAACUGAGACAGAACUUCAAGUAGCUGUGAAAACCAGCGCCAAGAAAGACUCCAGGAAGAAAGGUCAGGAUCGCAGUGAAGCCACUUUGAUAAAGAGGUUUAAAGGUGAAGGGGUCCGGUACAAAGCCAAACUGAUUGGGAUUGAUGAAGUGUCCGCAGCUCGGGGAGACAAGUUAUGUCAAGAUUCCAUGAUGAAGCUCAAGGGUGUUGUUGCUGGCGCUCGUUCCAAAGGAGAACACAAACAGAAAAUCUUUUUAACCAUCUCCUUUGGAGGAAUCAAAAUCUUUGAUGAGAAGACAGGGGCCCUUCAGCAUCACCAUGCUGUUCAUGAAAUUUCCUACAUUGCAAAGGACAUCACAGAUCACCGGGCUUUUGGAUAUGUUUGUGGGAAGGAAGGGAAUCACAGAUUUGUGGCCAUCAAAACAGCCCAGGCGGCUGAACCUGUGAUUCUGGACUUGAGAGAUCUCUUUCAACUCAUUUACGAACUGAAGCAAAGAGAAGAACUGGAAAAAAAGGCACAAAAGGAUAAGCAGUGUGAACAAGCUGUGUACCAGACAAUUUUGGAAGAGGAUGUUGAAGAUCCCGUCUACCAGUACAUUGUGUUUGAGGCUGGACAUGAGCCAAUCCGUGAUCCUGAAACAGAAGAAAACAUUUACCAGGUUCCCACCAGCCAAAAGAAGGAAGGUGUUUAUGAUGUGCCAAAAAGUCAACCUGUAAGUAGUAGCCAGCCAUUGGACGAUUUUGAAGAGCGCUUUGCUGCAGCCACGCCGAACAGAAAUCUGUCAGUGGAUUUUGAUGAGCUUCUUGAGGCAACCAAGGCUGUGACCCAAUUAGAACUUUUUGGAGACAUGUCCACCCCUCCUGAUAUAACCUCUCCUCCUACUCCUGCGACCCCAGGUGAUGCCUUUCUCCCGUCGUCAUCCCAGACGCUUCCGGGGAGUGCAGAUGUGUUUGGCUCUGUGUCUUUUGGCACUGCUGCUGUACCCUCAGGUUAUGUCGCUAUGGGUGCCGUUCUCCCAUCCUUCUGGGGCCAGCAGCCCCUCGUUCAACAGCAGAUCGCCAUGGGUGCUCAGCCGCCCGUUGCUCAGGUGAUGCCAGGAGCUCAGCCCAUCGCAUGGGGCCAGCCAGGUCUCUUUCCUGCCACCCAGCAACCCUGGCCAACUGUGGCCGGGCAGUUCCCGCCAGCCGCCUUCAUGCCCACACAAACUGUUAUGCCUUUACCAGCUGCCAUGUUCCAAGGUCCCCUCACCCCCCUUGCAACCGUCCCAGGCACGAAUGACUCUGCCAGGUCAAGUCCACAGAGUGACAAGCCCAGGCAGAAAAUGGGGAAGGAAAUGUUUAAGGAUUUCCAGAUGGUCCAGCCUCCACCCGUGCCCUCCCGUAAGCCUGACCAGCCCUCCCUGACCUGUACCUCAGAGGCCUUCUCCAGUUACUUCAACAAAGUCGGGGUGGCACAAGAUACAGACGACUGUGAUGACUUUGACAUCUCCCAAUUGAAUCUGACACCUGUGACUUCCACCACGCCAUCCACCAACUCACCUCCAACCCCAGCCCCUAGGCAGAGCUCGCCAUCCAAAUCAUCAGCAUCCCACGCCAGCGAUCCGACCACAGAUGACAUCUUCGAAGAAGGCUUUGAAAGUCCCAGCAAGAGUGAAGAACAAGAGGCUCCUGAUGGAUCACAGGCGUCCUCCACCAGUGAUCCAUUUGGGGAGCCCAGUGGUGAGCCCAGUGGUGAUAAUAUAAGUCCACAAGACGGUAGCUAGAUAGCGCAGGUCUGGGAGCCGGAGCCUCUCUAUGCGCAGAUCCACAGACCCAAGAAAUAGCAUCAAUGCGAGCUCCUGGUGGGUGCUUCAAGACUGGCAUGGGAAUCAGCAGUGCAGCAGGCUCUCUUGUACCCUCACCUCAUCCCACAGAGAAACUCACCAUCACCCAGUGAAACUGUCCGAAGAGGGAACAGAGUGGUUUUUGGCAACCGAUAGAAAUACCUAUGGCAGCACAAAAAAACAAAAAACAAAAAACAAAAACAAACAAACAAAAAAAAA